Molecule: messenger RNA, 2249 nt
Organism: Trematomus bernacchii (emerald rockcod)
Lineage: Eukaryota; Metazoa; Chordata; Actinopteri; Perciformes; Nototheniidae
Gene: hcls1
Product: hematopoietic cell-specific Lyn substrate 1
Exons: 16
Coding region: 113-1756 (547 amino acids)
Biological process (GO): regulation of actin filament polymerization
Cellular component (GO): site of polarized growth; actin filament; cortical actin cytoskeleton
Molecular function (GO): actin filament binding
Source: RefSeq, a predicted model, not a curated record
CGCGUUCACUUGUCGCCCAUUAAACUGUCACCACUUGACUGAAGAACUUCAAGAACACUGUGUCGGUUUAAUAUCCACUUAAACACGGAUAUAAUACCCUGACAACUCAAAGAUGUGGAAGUCAGUCGUGGGCCACAAUGUGAACGUGAAGGUGUCUACAGAGGGGGAAGACUGGGAGACAGACCCUGACUUUGAGAAUGAUAUAUCCGAGCAGGAGCAGAGGUGGGGAUCAAAGAGUGUGGAGGGUUCAGGACGGCAGGAGCACAUCAGUAUUGCAGAUCUCAGAAACAAAGUGGCUGCGGAGCACGAGCAGGGGAAGAAGAAGGAGCACACUCCCAAAGCCUCGUACGGAUAUGGAGGGAAGUUCGGAGUCGAAAAGGACCGAAUGGACAAGGCGGCUUUGGGGCACGACUAUGUAGCACAAGUGGAGCAGCACUCCUCUCAGAAAGAUGGGGCACAAGGUUUCGGUGGGAAAUACGGUGUUCAGAAAGAUCGAGUCGACAAGUCGGCCAUGGGCUUUGAAUACAAAGGAGAGGUACAGCAACACACAUCUCAGAAAGAUUACUCAAAGGGAUUCGGAGGAAAGUACGGUGUGGAGAAGGAAAAAGUGGACAAGUCAGCUUUGGGGUACGACUACAAAGGCCAGACAGAGAAGCACCAGUCACAAAAAGAUUAUGCUAAGGGCUUUGGAGGAAAGUACGGCGUGGAGAAGGAGAAGAUGGACAAAGCCGCUUUGGGGUACGACUAUAAAGGAGAAACAGAGAAGCACCAGUCACAGACAGAUUAUUCAAAAGGAUUUGGAGGGAAGUUUGGUGUUGAGAAGGAGAAAGUGGAUAAAUCUGCUUUGGGCUAUGAUUAUAAGAGCGAGACGGAGAAACAUCAGUCACAAAAAGAUUAUUCAGCAGGUUUUGGAGGUCGUUAUGGAGUUCAGGCUGACCGCAUGGAUAAGAGUGCAGCCGGCUUCUCAGACAUGGAUUCCCCUUCCUCUGCGUAUGAAAAGACACAACCAUUAGAGGCCUCAAGCGCAGGCGCAGGGAAACUGAAGGCACGUUUUGAGAACAUGGCGAAGGCUUCAGAUGAAGAGAACAAGAAGAAAGCAGAAGAAGAGAGAGCGAGGAGACAAGCCAGAGAGAGCAACGAGCGGGAGGCUGCCAAACGCAGACAAGAGGAGGAGAGCAGAAGAGAGGAGGAAAUCCGUCCACCACCUGUUCCAGAUGUGGCUCCAGAGGUGGAGGAUGAAAUGCCGCCACCAGAUAUCCAACACCACAUGCCAGAGAUACAAGAAAUACCUGAACCAGAGGAGGAAUCAGUGUACGAGGAGCCCCCGGACCUGCCCCCGCGCUCAGAGGAUUCCAACUCCCUGGAGGGCCCCCCACCCCCCGACAUGUUUGCAGAUGUGGAGGAGGAGGACGAUGAAGGAGAGUACGAGGAACUCGCUGACCCGCCUCCUCCUGCACCCCCAGGUCUGUCUGCAGAUGUGGAGGAGGAUGAGGAUGAGGAUGAGGGAGAGUACGAGGAACUCGCUGAUCCGCCUCCUCCUGCGCCCCCAGCCGAAGAUAAUGACUAUGAAGACCUGUCGACUGGCCAGACUGCUGUAGCAAUUUAUGACUACGAAGGAGAGGCUGAUGAUGAGAUCUCCUUCAACCCAGAUGAUGUCAUCACCAACAUCGAGAUGAUUGACGAGGGCUGGUGGAAGGGACAUUGUCGCGGUCGCGUUGGUCUCUUCCCCGCCGCUUAUGUUCAGCUGUCGCAGUGAGGAAAUGAUCAGGGAGGUUUUGAACAAGCUUAACUUAAACAGUUAUGUUUCUAAGGAUGUGCAGCAAAGGGAAAUAUUAGUUUUUAUAGAAUAAAUCACACAAUAACAGAGCCAAAAUGGCUUCUGAGACGAUUUCUAUAUUUUUAUUGUGUAAUAUCUACCUUCGGGUCAGUGUAAAUGAGUAUCUAACAGUGUGAUGAUAUUAGUGGUAAGAAGUUUCAUUUUCUUCAUGAGAUUAACUGAUUUCAAUCACUCAAAUAUUCUACAGGCAACAUUCUUUGGGUUGUUUAUAUGCUAACAGCUUGUCUUAGUUAAUUUUGAAAUGAUUAACAAUUUUCAGUAAUGUCAGGGCUAUUAUCUUCUAGCUCAAGAAAAGUAAAGUAUUGUGAUCAUAUUGUCAUUAUUUGACAUAAUUCUGCUCUCCAAAUAAAUGUCCUAAAGCAACGUGUUGAAAAAUGAAGAAAAACCUUUAAUUAAAGUCUGUUUUACAAGU